AUGAACAAUACGAAUAAUAAUAUUAACGCGGGUAACCCAAUUAGAAAGAAGCAGAUUUUACCUCGUAAAGUGAUAUUUACAGGUGACGAGAACGUUGCAACUUCAAAUAUUAUUACAUCCAAUGUAUCAAAACAAGUUCUUUCACAAAAACAAGUUGUGGUACCAAAACAACUUGCUGCUUCGAAAACUACUGCUACACGUGAAUCGCUAUUUAAUAUAAAUAACAAAAAGACAACGACAAUUACACGCAAAAGAGUUGCAUUAGAUGAUGUUAGUAAUUUAAAUAAAUCUCACAAUAAUCAUAAUCUAAGCAAUAUUCACAAUCCCAACAGUAUUUACAAUCCCAGCAAUAUUCAUAUUCAUAAUCCGAGUAAUAUUCACAAUCCUAGCAAGAUUCAAAAUCCUAGCAAUAUUCACAAUAUUCAAAAUCCUAGUAAUAUUCACAAUAUUCAAAAUCCUAACAAUAUUCACAAUAUUCAUAAUAUUCAAAAUACAAGUAAUAUUACAAGUAAUAUCCCCAAUCCGAGUAAUAUUCCUAAUCCAAGUAAUAAUCCAAGUAAUAAUAUUCACAAUCCAAGUAAUAUUCGUAAUCUAAGCAAUAUUCAUAAUCCAAACAAUAUUCACAAUGUCAAAUCUUAUAUUCAACCAAAGCAAUUUAAUAAUGGUGUUGCGGCAAGAAAACUCAAUAAUGGUGUUGCCGCAAGAAAACGUAAUGUACUCACAGAACGUGUUAACGUUCCAGUUGCAUCACAAUCAAUUACACAAUCAAUUGCACGACCAAUUGAUUGGGAUGACCUUGACGCGAUUGAAGCCAAUGAUCCCAUGAUGAUAUCAGAGUAUGCCCCAGAUAUUUUUGAAUAUCUUAAAGAAUUAGAGACCCAAACGAUGGCUAAUCCUAAUUAUAUGGAAACCCAAACUGAGUUAAGUUGGAAAAUGCGAGGGAUUCUUGUGGAUUGGUUAAUCGAAAUACAUAAUAAGUUUCGAUUACUUCCAGAAACCUUGUUUUUGGCUAUUAAUAUCGUGGAUCGAUUUCUUUCCGUUCGUGCUGUUGCAUUAGUUAAACUUCAAUUAGUUGGUAUUACGGGAUUAUUUAUUGCAUCAAAAUAUGAAGAAAUGAUUGCACCUUCAGUCAAAAAUUUUAUUUAUAUGGCUGAUAAUGGAUACUCCGAGGAUGAAAUUCUUAAGGCUGAAAGAUAUGUUCUUACUUCAAUAGAUUAUAAACUUUGUUACCCAAAUCCCCUAAAUUUUCUUCGACGAGUUUCCAAAGCUGAUGAAUUCGAUGUUGAAUCUAGAACUAUUGCCAAAUAUCUUAUGGAGAUAUCACUUGUUGAUCAUCGAUUCAUAUCUUCAACACCAUCUAAUAUCGCAGCAUCAGCUUUAUAUUUGGCUAGAAAAAUGCUUAAUAAAAGUGAAUGGAAUGCGAAUUUAGUUCAUUAUUCAACAUUUACCGAAAAUGAACUUCAGCCAUGUGUAAUGAUGAUGCUUGAAUAUUUAUCAAAACCUAUGAGAUAUCAACAGUUAUUCAAAAAAUAUUCUACAAAAAAAUUCAUGAAAGUGAGUCUUUUUGUUAAAGGUUGGGUAGAUAGAUAUCUUAUGCGUUAG
Diversispora eburnea is the source of this 1602-nucleotide messenger RNA. The record is from the annotation of a GenBank genome assembly. NCBI's taxonomy places the organism in Eukaryota, Fungi, Glomeromycota, Glomeromycetes, Diversisporales, Diversisporaceae.